UAUAUAAAUAAUAUAAAUAAAAUAAGAGAUUGCGGUGUAAUGACUUAACUACAAUACAGAUAUUUAAUUAUUAACUACACAAUGCUACGAGUAAUCAUCAUAAAUAUUAUAAUAAUUGUACUAACCAAUUGUGUGGAUGGUUUAUUUAAUACUAAAGGGUUUAAGAGUGGAGUUCAGUACAAAGAUGUGACGACAAAUUAUGGGGUUGUUAGGGGACGGGUGGCCAGUGAUGGUGAAUAUUUUGCGUACCUUGGUAUACCAUAUGCGACGCCGCCAGUUGCCACCAAGCGGUUCAAGGCUCCAUUUCCACCGGCACCAUGGGACGGUGUCUUCGAGGCCAAUCGAACUGUUAUAUGUCCACAAAAUGGAAAAGGUGAAGAAGAUUGUCUGAUUCUAAAUAUCUUUACACCUACUGAAACUAUUCAACAUUCACUACCAGUCCUCGUAUAUAUACACGGUGGAUCUUUUCUGAUAGGUUCAGGACCAACGAAGGGAAUGGAUUUUUUAAUUAAAGAGAAUAUAAUCGUUGUAACAAUUAAUUAUAGACUUGGAGCACUAGGGUUUCUAUGUCUUGGAAUAGAAGAAGCUCCAGGUAACGCUGGAAUGAAGGAUCAAGUAGCAGCUUUAAAAUGGUUACAAGGAAAUAUAGCGAAUUUUGGUGGGGACCCCCAACAAGUAACCAUAUACGGUAUGAGUGCCGGCGCAGCUUCUGUAGAACUAUUAGUACUAUCUAAAACGAGUGAAGAUUUGUUUAGAAGAGCUAUAGCCGAAUCAGCUUCAGCGACAUCUGUUUGGGUUACUGAUGCUAACCCUAUUAAAACAGCAUUAAAUGUUGCAAGUGCAUUAAAAUUUCCAACAAUAACAAAUAAUAUGUCUAAACUAGUCGAAUAUUACCAACAGGUCCCGGCUAAUGAAUUAAGUGAAAUUAAUACUGAGUACUACAAUAAUUUAACUGAUGGAACAUUUGGUUUUGUUCCAUGUAUAGAAGGAAAUUUCAAUAUUAAACAAGCAUUUUUGGUUGAAUCCCCUUACAAAAUGUUAGUUAAAGAGAAGUUCAAAAAAGUUCCUAUAAUGUUUAUGUUUGCUACAUUGGAAGGUCUAUAUCUACGAAGCCGAGAAUACUAUGAUAAUAACUAUAAAGAUAGAAUGGAAGAAAAUUUUCUUGAUUUUAUGCCAGCAGACCUCAUUUUUGACACGAUCGAGAUAAAAAAAGAAAUAUCAAAGAACGUUAAAUAUUUUUACUUUGGUAAUCAUACAGUAUCAAAUGACACUGUAGUGGAGUAUUUAAACUAUUUUGGUGACUAUCUUGUUCUGCGUCCUCUUCUGAAUUCUGUUGAGAUUCAUGCCAACAAUAACCCUGCGUAUCUAUUGGAGUUCGCAUACAAAGGAAAUAUGGGUAGUUCUGAGAGGUUUUACGAGAAUAUUAAAAUUGCCGGUCAUGGAGAUAUAGUAAAACACGCUAUACUUUAUAAACCUCUUAGAAAUGAAGAUAAUGAGGAUGACAAAGUAACUGUGAUGAGAGUAUCAAAAAUUAUUGCAAAUUUUGUAAAAUUUGGUAACCCAACACCAACCCGAUCUUCACUGCUUCCUCGUCUCUGGCCUGCGGUUCAAUCAAAUAAUGUAAGUUGCUUGUACCUUAACAGCGAUUUUGAUGUCAUCGAGGAGCCAUAUUGGGAGAGGAAGCUCUUUUGGGACCAGUUAUACGCUAAAUUCAGGAGACCUUUGCGUCCAGUUGAUUCUGAUUUACAGUAAAUUGCUUAUUUAUCACUUUUGUUUAUAUUUUGUUAAAUUACAGUGAU
Molecule: messenger RNA, 1799 nt
Organism: Achroia grisella
Lineage: Eukaryota; Metazoa; Arthropoda; Insecta; Lepidoptera; Pyralidae
Product: esterase FE4-like
Exons: 4
Coding region: 82-1752 (556 amino acids)
Source: RefSeq, a predicted model, not a curated record